CUUCAGUUGUUCUUGUGGCUCGGGAGUGGGUAGACGUGCGGCUGGCCCGGGGUGUGAUAGUCGCGUUAGUUGGAAUCUGGUGUACAUUGUACAGUUACACAAGUUUCCAAGUGCUUGUUAAGUGUAGAGAUAUUAAAGUGUUUAAGGAAAAUUGUUAUCUUGGUGAGUGAGGCCUUUUAACGGUGAAUCUAUGCAAGGGAGACUAUGCAACAGCCACUGAGCUCUCUAGGUGGAUGUUCCUACUAUAAGGUACUGUCUUCCUCACCUCUACUGCCUCGUCGCGUUUAUGGCGUGCUCGUCUACACCCUUCACCUCAAGGGUCGAGUGUGAUGGCCGGUCCCGGGGCAUGUGAAAGUGUCGCGCUGCCCGUGGUGCUGGUGGCGCGGGUUGCCCCUAGCCUUGUACUACACGCCUCCACGCCCUUCCUCUACCACGCCAGCACCACGCCCACCUCGGGCGACACCGCCGGGGGCACCUCCACCCCCCUCCACACCUCCACUGUGAUACCCAACAUUCCCACCAAGUUUCACCCCAUCGUGUCCUCAACUGGUCAACACUGGAACGCCAGUAAAAGAUGUACUCGUGUGCUUGUAUCUCUUAAAAUAUUUGUAGCUGUAACGUUCAGCUUGUUAGAUAGCACUAAACUUUGUGGAUCUUUAACUGUAAACUAAUUAUAUAUUAAGUAGGAAAGUUCGCUAUAGUAUUAAGAAAGAAUUGUGUUGACUUGUUUUAAGAUUUAUGUGAGUAUGUCGUCAGGAGCAGUUGUGGGUGUGUGGCAGGCGGUGGGUGGACAGGGUGGGGAUGGUAAUGAAGGAUCUGGUUCUGAGGGCGGUGGUGGUGGUGUGUCUGGCGAUGGUGGUGGGGGAGAGCAAGAUGGAGAACCUCCUUUUCCCCGCGAAGAAUACUGCACACCGUCCCGUGCCUAUGACCGUACAGUACAACUUGAAAGUCUAGGAAGAGAGGCGUUGCCGGCCUCCUCUGCAAAUGAUGACAGUCACAAGCCGCUCGCCCAAUACCAGGGCAAUAUACCACAUAAUAUUUCAAAUGAAAGCGAGUGUCGUGUAAGGAUAUUUUCCUCAAGUGAGUGUAGUGCAGUAAAAUGUGAAUGCGAACAGUGUGUUUUGCGGACACAUCGUGAUGGGCACGCUGAAAAAAUCGGUAAUUGUGAGCAAAAUUGCGUUUCAUCGUAUGAAAGCAGCCCGUGCGAUACGAGCCCGACCAGUCCUGCAGAGAACUCGGUUGGUCCUAGAAAAAGCUUUGUUGACGGGAGCACACAGACGGGCCCUGCGUGUGAUGGAAACACCCGUCCACACGAGGGCGGGUGUGACGGCGGAAACAAAACGAGUGAUUGUGCGUUUGGGAGCCAGUCGACCCAAACCGAGCAAAUCACUAAGAGUCUGGACGCCGGUAGGACAGUCAUUUCAACAAAUUUACCAGAGAGGAGGCAAAAGUCGUGCAAUUCUGACUAUUCCUCAUUGUCUUCCUGUGACUCUAGCAGAUGUAGCAACUGCAGCACAAGAAGCGACUCUGGCAAUAGCCCCAGUAGUAACAUUAGUGAUAGCAGCAGCACUAAUGGCCGCUCUCAUAAAAGUGUAGGAACAAACUUCAAAAAGGUCUCAGCGUGUAGUAGUGACCUUAGUCCCAUUCCAUCAUGUGGAGGGGAAUCCACAGCCAACACUGGCCUCACUGUCAACAUUGGUCUGUCGACUGACAGCAGUACCAGAGAUACAGAAGGCCGCAGCCCCUGUACUCCAACCAGUGGAUGUCUUAAAGCUGGGACAAGAAUUCCAACUGGAGCUCACGUUCAGUUCGACACUCCCUAUGAGGAAGAAGACCCCCGCGUCGUGCACGACACACUAGUGACGGAAGAUGGUCAAGUGACUAUACACAAGUCCAAUGGCAGCUCUACACCAAAUCAAGGAGACCAGUUAUCACGUUUGUGGUCGAAACGUGUUCCAGACUCAUCGCCAUCCGAUGUUGCAUCCAACUUACCUGCACCGAAAAAAUGGCGUCGGAGACAAAUAUCGGGCUCGAGUAGCAUUAGUCUGGGCUCAAGCUCCAGUGACUCCAGCAACUCCCAAGGAACGGAAUUUGAGCGUCGAGCUCCUGACGGAGGCUGGGGAUGGGUGAUAGUGGCAGCGUCCUUCAUGGUCCACUGCAUUGCUGACGGUGUCACUAUGUCCUUCGGCGUCCUCUUCGUUGAACUUCUCAGUUACUUCCAAGAAAGCAAGUCCUUAACAUCAUGGGUGGGAAGCUUAUUCAUGGCAAUACCAUUGUUGGCUGGACCUCUCGCCUCUCUCCUGACUGACCGCUAUGGCUGUCAGACUGUAACAAUCUGUGGUGCUGUGAUUGCCUGUUUUGGAUUCUUUAUCAGUGCCUUUGUAAAUACUAUUCCCUUGCUGUUACUAACAGUAGGCAUUAUUACCGGUCUUGGCCUAGCAGUGUGCUAUGUUGCUGCCAUUGUUAUCGUGGCUUUCUACUUUGAGAAGAAGCGGUCACUAGCAACAGGGAUAGCAGUGGCCGGUAGUGGCAUUGGCACAUUUUUAUUCGCACCAUUAAUCCAAUAUCUGGUUGACUACUGGGGUUGGCGACUGUGUUUCAUAAUGUUGGCGGGUAUAUUCUUAAAUAUGGUUGUGUGCGGUGCCCUGAUGCGUGACUUGGAGUGGACCCCUCGUGACUCCUCCAGCCUCAGAGAUGCUAACACCACCACCAUCAGCAGCCGCCGCUGCUCUACUUCACAGUCGUCAGAGACGGUAGGUGGUCGUGGAGGCAGCGAAGGUACAGGGCUCCCGUCCCUGGAAGAGCUGCGACGGCUGGUGCAGUCUGGAGACGUGGCUGCACUGCUCUCCCCAGAUGAUGGCCCCAGCGAGACGCUCCGUGGGUCAGCAUCGCUGGUACUGUUACCAACCUUCCUCAGCCGUUCUCAGGCCUUGCCUCCCGACGUAAUUCCUUGUCUGUCGUCACGCACCAAUGCAUACGAGGUGGUCUCUCAUAUGUAUCCGCAUCUGCUCUCUCACUCUCUCUCCGGUCAUGUAAACCAAGUUGACCCGGUUCACAAGCAAUUAGAUAAGCAACAUGCAAACACUCCCAAUGAGAACAUAUCAACGUAUGCGUCAAGGCCGAUAAAUAUCAUAGGAUCAGCAGCAGGUCACAGCCAGGACGAAGUGGACGACACUCCACCCCUUCCCCCGAGCACAAGUGGACAACUGUACUCCGACACAGACUCUACCACGCCUGGAUCUGUAGGGGGCGAUCUUGCCCUCCAGAAUGGAAACACCAAAAAGAUUGACAUAAAGCUUGGGCUUUCUGCUGAUGAUGGAGACGAUGCCGAUAAUGAGGAAGAAACUGAGGAGCCCAAAGAGAUGACGGCUAUGCUGGGAUCAGUCCGAGGACGAAGUAUACGAAACAAUGCAGGACGGAGAAUUUCCACAGGGUGUAUGGGGGCUAGCUCCUCCCCGCCCCCGGCCGCACCCUUACGGAACAUGAGGGUCAACAGACAAUCAAUGACAUACCGAGGAGCGAUGCUGAACAUCCACCGCUAUCGGCUGAGGGCUUCAUCAUGCCCAGACAUUUAUCGAAAUUCCAUCAUCACAAUAGCUAAAUCACAAGAUGAGAGAGCCUGGACAUACUUGGAUGACAUGGGAGAAAUGAUGACAUCAUGUGUGGACAUCAGCUACUGCAUGGAGGCUUCUUAUCUAAUUUUUGCAUUGUCAAACUUCAUUUUAUAUGUUUUCUAUGACACCGUCUACAUGUAUUUAACUGAUUAUGCCCAGGGAGUUGGUGUCUCAGCUGAUGACAGUGCAAAUCUCAUUUCUGUCAUUGGAAUACUGAACUGCUUGGGAAUGGUAUUGAUGGGAUACGUUGGUGAUCGUUCAUGGUCGUCACCGAUGCUAAUAUACAAUGUGUCUAUGGUGAUCUGUGGAUUCAGUGUCAUCUUUAUGCCAUUCUUAACUAAUUACUGGUUGUUAGCUAUGGCUGCGGGUGUAUUUGGAUUAUUUAUAUCGGCAAACUAUGCCCUGACAUCGGUCAUCUUGGUUGAACUAGUAAGCCUAGAAGCAUUCAGUAAAACAUAUGGUCUGUUGCUGCUCAUACAAGGUCUUGCAAACCUUAUUGGACCUCCAGUUGUAGGAUAUAUUGCAGACACAACCGGUGAUUAUGUAGUGCCAUUUGUUGUAUCUGGGAUCUUCAUUGUUUGUUGUGGACUGAUUCUUAAUGCAAUACCUUUGAUACAGCAUUAUAAAAAUCGAUAUCCAUCUUCUACAUCCUCCCCAGUGGACACUCCAAAAGAUGGAUCUCCAAACUCAUCCCCAGUCCAUACUUGCAAGAAAACUUCUGGGCCUUCUCAAGUAUGAAUAUCCCGAGAAGAUGACCUGAAAUAUCUGUAGCUAUGAGACUGUGGGUAACAUAAUAUGAAUGAAGAAACAAAAUAGAGAUUUGAUUAUUUUCAAUAGUUCCAGUAAACAUUAGUGUGCCCUUUCAAAUAAGGUGAAGAUAACUUUCAAAUUAAUAUUCAGAAUUAUGUUGACCUAUUCAGUAUGUUACAGUAUACUAGCAUAUGCUGCGGUGCACCAGCAUGUAUGCUGCGGCGCACCAGCGUGCAUGCUGCGGUGCACCAGCGUGCAUGCUGCGGUGCACCAGCGUGUAUGCUGCGGUGCACCAGCGUGCAUGCUGCGGUGCACCAGCGUGUAUGCUGCGGCGCACCAGUGUGUAUGCUGCGGCGCACCAGCGUGUAUGCUGUGGCGCACCAGCGUGUAUGCUGUGGCGCACCAGCGUGUAUGCUGCGGCGCACCAGCGUGUAUGCUGCGGUGCACCAGCGUGUAUGCUGCGGCGCACCAGCGUGUAUGCUGCGGUGCACCAGCGUGUAUGCUGCGGCGCACCAGCGUGCAUGCUGCGGCGCACCAGCGUGCAUGCUGCGGCGCACCAGCGUGUAUGCUGCGGCGCACCAGCGUGUAUGCUGCGGCGCACCAGCGUGUAUGCUGCGGCGCACCAGCGUGUAUGCUGCGGCGCACCAGCGUGUAUGCUGCGGCGCAUCAGCGUGUAUGCUGCGGCGCACCAGCGUGUAUGCUGCGGCGCACCAGCGUGUAUGCUGCGGCGCACCAGCGUGUAUGCUGCGGCGCACCAGCGUGUAUGCUGCGGCGCACCAGCGUGUAUGCUGCGGCGCACCAGCGUGUAUGCUGCGGCGCACCAGCGUGUAUGCUGCGGCGCACCAGCGUGUAUGCUGCGGCGCACCAGCGUGUAUGCUGUGGCGCACCAGCGUGUAUGCUGCGGCGCACCAGCGUGUAUGCUGCGGCGCACCAGCGUGUAUGCUAUGGGAGAAGUCUCUAAUGAAAUCUUGCAACUUUUAUUACUGUGUCAACUGCAGGUGCUGUAUAUAUGUUUCUAUGCACUGUAUACAGAAUAUACCAUGUUAUAUUUGACAUACUAUAUGUGUAUACAGUAUAUAUAAAUGUAUGUACAGUAUGUGUAUAUGAAUGUGUAUACCUGUAUGUACAUAAAGAUAUAUGUAUAUAAAAUAUAUACCGUACUGUAUAAUGUGUGCAUUUGUAUAUUACGUAGAGAGUAUAAAACUUACAUAAAAUGUAACAGUACAGACUGAGCUACAUUGCAGGAAAAUAGAAAAUUUGCAAUAUUUUCACAUUCCUGAAAACUUUGAGGGAGUUUUGCUGUAAACACUAAUGCUAUGCGGCAGCUCAGCAUACCUGUGCCUAUUCUGAUGAUAAUUACAGCAAGAAGCAUGCCUUUAGCAUGUAUUCAGAGCAAGAGUUUAUCUCGUAAUUAUAGCGGGUGGUCGUCUUUUACAGCAGCUUCAUAUAUGGAUGUUUCUCUUGGAUCUGCUUAUUUUAAAGACUAUAUCUUAAGACAAUAUUGUACUCUUAUUUAAAAGACAAAUAUAAACCUCAUCAAAAGCACCAUUAAUGAAUAGCACAUCUUCCUAUUUAUAAUGUUACUUUCCAUGCUUUAGGUAAACUUAGUGCUAAAUAAGCCUGAUAAAUAUUGUUAAAUAAUUUAAGUAUGAAUAGUCACAACUAGAAAGGGUGUAGCAGUGAAAUUUGUGAACGGUACUAAAAUUGCAUCACUGAAUAACCAGCGGGUUAAGUAUUACCAAACACUUCUACCUGAAACCCUAGCAUAUAUAACCUUCUCUAAUAUAAACAAAAUUUCUAGUAUGCAGGCAAUGAGUCACAAUAACGUGGCUGAAGUAGUUUGACCAGACCACACACUAGGUGAAGGGACGACGACAUUUCGGUCCGUCUUGGACCAUUCUCGAGUCGAUUGAGACACUUGAGAAUGGUCCAGGACAGACCGAAACGUCGUCGUCCCUUCACCUUCUAGUGUGUGGUUUGGUCAAACAAAAUUUCUAGUAGUUACCCAAGUGUGUAAUUACCUAGUGAAACUACCUUAAUGCUGAUGUUUUAAAUUAAAAUUAAAAUGGUUUUUCAUUGUCAGUUUCAAGAAGCAUCUUUGAUUUGCCAAGGGUGAGGCUGCUUGCAAAGUCACCAUACCAGUUACUAGUCUCAAACAAUGGUAUUUAAUCAAAUGACUGCAUGACUUUCAUAUCAUUCACUGUGCCAUGUCAUUGGCACUAAUUUUUCCCAUUCGUAAUUUAUCUCAUUUUUUUCCAAUAUUUUAGCCCAAUUUAUGACAAUUUAAUCAACCAAAGUACUGUACAAGAGUAAGAUACAUGUAGUGCUUUAUAAAAGCUGCAGUUUAUAUGGAAAUCUGUAGGAACACAGAUAAACCAAAUAUUUAAUAAGUACCUGUAUAACAAAAAUUCUGCAGAUGUCAAAGAAAAUUAGCUUUGAAACUGGACGUCAUUGAAUUUUUUGGGAAAUUUACAUACAGAACCUCUUUUUAUGCGAGCAUACACACAUGCAAGAAGAGGGUGUACAAAUACGUGAAUAAUAUUUGCCAUAAAGAUUUGCUGUAUUGCAUGAUCUACAUACUACUGAUCGCUGAAUGCUUGCUUAAAUGAAAAAGCUGGGCAUUAGAUUUAUUCCUCAAUCAACGAUUGUAAUACCUGCUAGGUUUAUUGAGUCCGUUUUGAGUUUCGUGGGGCACAGUACAAUUUGAAUAGGUAACCAACCUUGUAUGUAUAGUGCAUGACCAGCCCUGGCAAGUACAAGGUUUAUACACUGAAAAUAGUACUGCAUAUGUUCCUACAAUGUGUUGAUGGAUGCAUUCCUGUAAGACCUUUCCGUACAAAACAACUACUUGUUAAACUUAAUUUUUAAAACAACUAUUAAAUGCUCCUGACACUUCCAAGCCACGAGUUCACUCCCAAGAUUACCAAAUAGAAGUGUCAUGAGGUCAGAUCAUGGAGACUUGAUCAAGACUUGAAAUAGAUGAUAUAGAAGAUGCACUAAAACCGCUUGGUUGUGUGAAUAUUUCACCCAAGCUCUUGUAUAAGCAACCCUACCCUCACCAAGUUUGAAUUUUGCAUUAAAAACAAAUUUUGCACAUCUGAAUUCGUAUCCAAAUUUUGUGCAAAAGGAUGGCUCACUAAACCAAAGUACAGUACAUACACAAUACCAUACAUUUGUCCCAAAAUGUAUGGUGCUUGGAUCAUAGAUGGAUAAACGUUUUCACUUUGUACAGUAUGAGAAUGCUGCACUUCAGAUAAUUUAUUUCUGUUGAAAAAUGACAAUCUUGCCAUUAUCAAACUUAUGAAUAUGAUGUAUCAUUUAUGUAAAGAAGAAAUUUAAGUUGAAGAAUCCUUCAAGUAAUACCGUACUUUCCUGCACCGAAAACUUCUAUAGACAAGUUGUUUUUAACACUAGUCUUGCUUUAUUAUGUCUUAUUGAAUAUCUACAUAAGAGAUGCAUCUUUAAAGACUGGAUGUAACAGAAACUUGAUGUUAGUAAACAAAAAAUGUCAAGUAAAUUAGUUAUAUAAGAGAUUGUGUUGUUACUGGAUAAUCUGACUAACUUGUUGACACGACAACAUUGCAGAAUGAAAGGUACUUGCCUUACUAAACUAAAUCGUGACUAAAUGAGACUGAUUACUUUCAGUCAUCAGGCUAUAACGACUAAUUUUAAAUUUCUAAUAAGCGUCAAUAUUUUACAUGGAAAUGUAACUAAUCAAGAUGUGGAAAGAUAAAAUGUCUGAACCCUCA
Messenger RNA from Procambarus clarkii (red swamp crayfish), 8113 nucleotides. Lineage: Eukaryota; Metazoa; Arthropoda; Malacostraca; Decapoda; Cambaridae. The record is from RefSeq and is a predicted model, not a curated record.